AUGGCCUCCAUGCUCGCGAGCUUGCAGCGCGGGCUUCCGUCCCGCGUUUUCCCUUCUUUCCCCUCUCUUACACGCUCAUUUAUAUCCAGAGCGGCGAAACGACCACUUCCAGCCAAACGCGACCCAGCAACAACCGUCCAAGGCACCUCGCCAGCACCUUACCCUCUAGAAACCAUCCAAACACCAGAAGAUUUCUUGACAGCUAUUGGUCGCCAGGCGGAAGCCAAGAUUACUGCGUCGACAUGGGGGGAUUUCUGGAGGAUGGACGGGCGUACCAUGAAGGCCGCGGGGGUUACCGUGCGGGACCGGAGGUGA
This is a messenger RNA of Cyclocybe aegerita, 315 nucleotides long. Lineage: Eukaryota; Fungi; Basidiomycota; Agaricomycetes; Agaricales; Hemipholiotaceae. The record is from the annotation of a GenBank genome assembly.